Pollicipes pollicipes is the source of this 1344-nucleotide messenger RNA. RefSeq lists its product as uncharacterized. The transcript is spliced from 2 exons. Bases 41 to 1252 code for a protein of 403 amino acids. The record is from RefSeq and is a predicted model, not a curated record. Lineage: Eukaryota; Metazoa; Arthropoda; Thecostraca; Pollicipedomorpha; Pollicipedidae.
CAGUGUUGAGCUCCGAGCGCCGCCGUCGCUCAGCCGAUCGAUGCGCCAGCUCCCCGGAACAGGAAGCGCCUCCGCCAGCACACGCCUUACGUGGAUGGCAUGGAAGGAAAGGUCACUCCAUGGGUUCGCGAUGUUGCUGUUCCGGUCUUUUCGUCCGCGUGCACUCGCCAUCUGCGUGGCCAGCGCCGCCCUCGUGCUCAACAUCCGCAGGCGAAGUACACUCCCGGAUCGACAGGUGGCAGCAAAAGCGCACAACACCAGCGCGUACUUUACCUGCCUGGACGUGUUUCGACUUUCGGCAUACCGGUACCGCUGGGAGCCGGCGAGGGCCGAUUUCUGUACGUCUCGCACGCUGAGCCCACAGCAGGUCCGCCGGUGCGUAGAGGCGGGACCGGGCGUGCGGCCCAUGCGGGUUGUCUUCAUGGGCGAUUCGAGGCUCAGACAACUGUUUGCGAGCACGCUCCGUCGCCUGCAGUUGCCAAUGCUGAACCGCAGCGUUGAGCUGCCGCUGGGCCACGACCCGCACUACGCCAGCCUGAACAUGACGAAGGCCCCUGACAACUGUUUCGAGAUAUUUAAGCUGUCGAUGCCGUUCGAAGGAGAAAAGAAGCCGCGGAAGCUCUUCUUUUGUAGCCACAGGGGCGGCACGCAUUGGCUACGGCUCGACUACUUAUGGCGCGUCUAUAUGUCGCGUUCGUUCCGGCGCUCGGUGGACCAGAUGGUUGACGCGUGCAUACGCCAUCCGGCCGCCUGCCCGCGUCUGGUCCUCCUUGGCAGUGGCCUCUGGUACGCGCGCCGUUUCGCCAUCACCGAGACGGCGUCGGCAGCCGAUUGGGCACUGCGCUUCCGGCGAGACCUGGCUGCCCUGCUUCCUCACCUGCGACGGCUGGCCGCCGUCACGCGCGUCGUCUGGAAGCUGGACGAGCCUCAGUUCAAGGAGGAGGCGGGCUGGGGCAAGCCAGGCAUCGUGAUGCCGGGCCUCGGCCUGACACACGCGCUUGUCUACAGCAUGACAGCCGGCAUCGCCAACGUGACGGUGUGGAGCUCUAUGGUGCCCGAGUCGAUCGACUUCUUCCGCAGCGUGUGCUGGCUGGGUCGGCAACAACCCAACUUCAACACAUAUCCGCUGUUUGCAGAAUGCCAGGACAUGCACCACGUGGGUGCCACACUGUUGGACCGCCACGUCACGCAGUUGUUCAACUUCCUGUGCCGAGGCUCAGACGCGUUAAGCCCCGGCAACUGCUGCCACUAGCGGUGGCGGGACGCUGCGACCAGGGCUCCCGCGAAGGCCUUUGGCGCCCGCUCCGGGUCGCGCAGAUAAGGGUCACGUGCACGCGUACCACG